GGCGGCCGCCCUGCGGCUCCUGCGGCGCCGGCUGCCCAUCGCCGCCUGGCUGCCCGGCUACCGGCCGGGGUCCUGGCUGCUGGGGGACGCGCUGGCCGGGCUCACCGUGGGGAUCGUGCACAUCCCCCAGGGCAUGGCCUUCGCCCUCCUGGCCUCCGUGGCCCCCGUCUACGGGCUCUACACCUCCUUCUUCCCUGUCAUCCUUUACAUGCUCUUUGGCACCGGGCGCCACGUCUCUACUGGCACCUUUGCCGUGGUGAGCCUGAUGACGGGCUCCGUGGUGGAGCAGCUGGUGCCCUGGCCCCUGGAGCCCAACGCGACCAGCGCGGUGCUGGCCCGGGUGGAGGAGCGGCGCAUUGGCGUGGCAGCCGCCAUGGCCUUCCUCGUGGGGCUCCUCAUGCUGGUGAUGUUCGUGGUGCAGUUGGGCUUCCUGGCCACCUACCUCUCAGAGCCCAUUGUCAAGGCCUUCACCAACGGGGCCGCCCUGCGUGUCCUGGUCUCCCAGCUGCCCAGCCUGUUGGGCCUGGCCCUGCCCCGCCCCACCGGCUCCUUCACCAUCUUCAAGACGCUGGCAUCGGUGGCGCGGGCGCUGCCCCGGACCAACGUGGCCGAGCUGCUCAUCUCUGUCCUGUGCCUGGCCCUGCUGGUGCCCAUCAAGGAAAUCAACAGCCGCUUCCGGAGCAAGCUGCGGACGCCCAUUCCAGGGGAGAUCGUGGUGGUGCUGGCGGCCACCGGCGUCUGCUUUGCCUCCUCCCUGGACACGCGCUACGACGUGCAGAUAGUCGGCCACCUGCCAGCUGGGUUCCCGCAGCCCCAGCUCCCGGCCCUGCAGUCGCUGCCCCAGGUGCUGGGGGACACGGUGGCCAUUGCUUUCGUGGCCUAUGCUGUCUCUGUGUCGCUGGCCAUGAUCUACGCCGAGAAGCACGGCUAUACCAUCAACCCCAACCAGGAGCUGCUGGCCCACGGUGUUUCCAACCUGGUCUCCUCCCUCUUCACCUGCUUCCCGAGCUCGGCCACCCUGGCGACCACCAACAUCCUGGAGAGCGCGGGGGGGCACACGCAGCUCGCUGGCUUCUUCUCCAGCGCGGUGGUCCUCAUGGUCCUCAUGUGGCUCGGACCCCUCUUCCGCUACCUGCCCAAGGCUGUCCUGGCCUGUAUCAAUGUCACCAGCCUGCGCCAGAUGGUCCUGCAGUUCUGGGACCUGCCCGAGCUCUGGAGAAUCAGCCGGAUUGACUUCGCUGUCUGGGUGGUCACCUGGCUGGCCGUGGUGGUGCUGAAUGUGGACGUGGGCCUGGCCGUUGGGGUCGUGUUCUCCAUGAUGACAGUCAUCUGCCGCACGCAGAGGGCCGAGUGCAUGGCGCUGGGCAAAGCGGCCGACACGGAAAUCUACCGGCCUGUCCAACGCCACAGCAAGUGCUUUGAGAUCCCUGGCGUGAAGAUCAUGGCUUACCACGCCCCCAUCUACUACGGCAACCGUGACUUCUUCCGCGAGGCGCUGAGCCGGCAGCUGGGCCUGAGCCAGCCGAGGGGCGGCCGGGGGGAGAAGGCUCUGCGGGCCUUGGAGCGUGGGGCCCAAAUCAGCACCGUGGAAAACUGUGUCCCCAGCUCUGUGCCCGAUGGGGGAGCCGGAUGCCCCAGCUCAGGCACUGCUGGCAGGACCCAGGCCGCCAUCCUCGACUGCAGCGGGAUUGUUUUCGUGGACUCCGCCGGGGCCCGGCUGCUCAUUCAGAUGUGCGUGGCGUGCCAGAAGGCCGGCAUCCACAUGAACCUGGCAGCAUGUAACGGCGAGGUCCUGGAGACGCUGACUAGCAGCGGCCUGGGGCAGCACCUCUCCCCACAGCAGGUGUUUGUGACGGUCCAGGACGCCCUCGCAUCCAUCACGCAGACCACGGAAAAGGUGGCCGAGAAGAAUCCGGCGAUCUGGGUGUAGGGGACCCUGCCCAUGGACCGCGGGCACUGCCCGGACUGUAGGGCCCCUGGGACCAGACUGGCACUUGGGCCGUAAAAGCAGGUUGAUCUCCAGGUGCUGUGAAUUCCUGCUCUGCCCACGGGGCCUCCCCGGGACCAGGGGCCAAGGAGUCGUUCGCAGACUACAGAGCCGGGGUGGGGCAGUUGCCUGCUUCCAGGAUGGAUGGAGCCUCCUGCAGCGAGCGGCUCUCCUGGCCGGCGCCCAGGCAGGGGGGCAGGAGUGGCGCAGGGCAGAGGAGGCAGUCCAGGUGCCAGUGGAGGCAGUGGCCUGUCUGCCCCUACAGGCCCCCAAAGGAUGUGGGGUUCCUUCCUUUGCCAAGACAGUUAUGGGCGCUGGGCCCUCUAUAGCUGGUAAGAGCACACCUGGGGCCACUGGCAGUCUGGUUGGGGGGGCUCUGUGCCUCAUCCCUCCCCCUCCCAAGGGGGGGGGCCUCUCCAGCGCCAGGGGAAAGAAAGAU
Malaclemys terrapin pileata is the source of this 2426-nucleotide messenger RNA. Its product is annotated as solute carrier family 26 member 10-like. The record is from RefSeq and is a predicted model, not a curated record. The coding region runs from base 134 to 1930 and encodes 598 amino acids. Gene Ontology annotation, molecular function: oxalate transmembrane transporter activity; chloride transmembrane transporter activity; bicarbonate transmembrane transporter activity. Gene Ontology annotation, cellular component: membrane. The transcript is spliced from 18 exons. Gene Ontology annotation, biological process: transmembrane transport. Lineage: Eukaryota; Metazoa; Chordata; Testudines; Emydidae.